CUGGCCGCCGUCAGUAGGCUCCAGCGAGUCAUCGCGGUAGCAUUGCGCCGGCGCAGCUGUUCGACGUCGCUAUCUAGGGCGCUCUUAUGUGAUACUUCACCAUUUCUCUCAGAUUAUUAUGGAAAAGUGCACAGUGGCCACUUAGCACAAUUUUGAUCCACAAUUACGAGAUAUCAUCGAUUGUUAUUGCAGUGUCAAAUUUUUUGUUUAACGCUUUUAUAUCUAUGUGGGCUACGUGAUAAGUGACAAGUGUGUUACCGUAUUGUUUAGGGUUUUGGCGAGCAUUUCGCGUAUCGUGUCCCUCUGUAGGUAGACGUUUCUUGGAAGUGUUGCUUACAAUUGGUUUUGGUGAAUGAGUCAGCUAACAGGCGUCGGGAUUGUUAACAUUGUCAACGUGCUGCCUACGAUAUCUGAAGGCGUGACAAUGAGAGAAAAAAGGGGAGGCGCUAUGAGUAAAAUGCAAAAGCUCCGAAAGCGUCUAUCCCUUAGUUUUGGCAGACUUUCCACAAAAGACGAGCCGGACGGUGACAACGGCGAGUGCCGGGGCCGGCAACAGAACGGCGGCGGCCGCGGCAAGCUGUCUUACAACGGGUACUCGGAGGAGUGCCUCGACCGGCUCGAGCCCAACGGCAACAUCCCGCACGAUAAGGAGCCCCAUUAUGAAUGGAGCGGAGGCGGCAAUGGCGAGUACCGAGUAAGAAGACAGUUGUCAGUGUCGUCAGACUCCAAAUUGCUGGACGAGGGGGCGAGGGAAGACGCGAGGGUGGUGAUGAGGCCCAAGCGGCCGCCCAGGCCCAAGUCCGAGGCCUUCUUGGGGCCUCACGACCACAGCAACCGCAGGACUAAGCGGUUUAGUGCCUUUGGGGGUGACUCUCCGUUCGGAAAAUCCGAAGCUUACAUUAAGCUAGAGCAGCUCGGUGAGGGUUCCUAUGCCACAGUGUAUAAAGGUUAUAGCAAUUUAACGCAACAAGUAGUAGCAUUGAAAGAGAUCAGACUGCAAGAGGACGAAGGUGCGCCCUUCACGGCAAUCCGGGAAGCGUCUCUCUUGAAAGAACUGAAACACGCCAACAUUGUCACGCUGCACGACAUCGUGCACACGAGGGAAACGCUCACAUUCGUAUUCGAAUUUGUGGAUACAGAUUUAUCGCAGUACAUGGAACGACAUUCUGGUGGUCUCAACCAUCACAACGUUAGACUGUUUAUGUUCCAGUUACUACGAGGCCUUUCCUACUGCCACAGAAGAAGAGUUUUACACAGGGAUGUGAAGCCACAGAAUCUACUUAUAAGUUCCCACGGCGAGUUAAAGUUGGCGGACUUCGGGCUCGCACGCGCCAAGUCAGUGCCGAGCCAUACAUACUCGCAUGAAGUCGUCACGCUCUGGUAUAGGCCGCCAGACGUCCUACUGGGCAGUACAGAAUACUCAACAUCUUUGGACAUGUGGGGCGUGGGCUGCAUAUUCGUGGAGAUGCUGUGCGGAGUCCCCACCUUCCCGGGAGUCAGGGACACGCACGAUCAGUUAGACAAGAUAUUUAAGGUGGUAGGCACACCAACAGAAGAGAGUUGGUCGGGCGUGAGUCGUCUCCCUGGUUUACGCACACACAUCGCCCGCUGGGGCACGUGUCCCGGGCGACCGCUCGGCUCAGCGUUCCCGCGGCUGCGGGACACGGGCCGGGACGCGGAGCGGCUGGCCGCGGCGCUGCUGCAACCCGACCCCGCCAGGAGGCUGGCCGCGGACAGGGCGAUACAACACGUGUACUUCUCGCAAUUGCCGCCCAGACUGAGGGACCUGCCCGAUGAGGUGUCAAUCUACACAGUGGAGGGUGUGUGCCUACACACAGAGACGCGACACGCGGCCAUCAAGUGAGCCCCACCGACGCACGCUUUAGUUGAAUCUGUUACAAUCGCUCCCCAUUCGAUACGCGGUCGAUUCGACCCUCAACACUCAUGUCCGCCUUGUGCUACUCGAUUCGACCAAUUUGAGUCGAUUCGAUCUCAUAAUUCAUACGCAAACACCGUCGAAUCGACCGCUUAUUUUAAGUCAGUGUGCGAGCAUUAUUAGUUAGUACGUUUCAAUUCCUAUAGUUUUAAAAUGUCGAAAUCUGGUUGACUAAUUUUCGGUGGACCAAAAUUUCGUGAUAGUUUUCUCGUCUAGUUUAAAAUUGUUCGAACGGGCAUCGAAUGCCGCACAGUAUUCGUUUAUUUGAACCCUUGACUUAUUUCUCUGUCCAUCCGUCGAUCGCUUUCGAAUUGAAUGUUUUUAAGCGCUUGUUAAGCUUCUAACGGAAUAUCCAUCCAUAUAAUUCAAUUAUUCUAUGGUGACAAGGUAAACUGAUAGGUAUCGAGUGUACGAAUUAUAUAUGUAUAAAUAAAUAAACAGAGCAGUGUGCCAUGUAUAUCUAUAAUUGAGAAGAGUAUGAUGUGUUAUUUUAAAAGAUUUUUAUGCAGGAUAUAUGCUCAUAAUUUGGUAAAAAUUUUGAAGAUGUUUAUUUAUAUUUAUUAAGGUAUAAUUGUCGAUGAAGUUAAUGCAGUCUUAUGAAAGCUAUACGGUUAUAUCUCGAGCGCCUUACAAUGAGGAUUUUUUAAUAAGUGAUUUUUUGGAUUUGGCCAGUUUAUUAUUCUCAUUGUAUGGCGUCGCUUCUUGGCGUUCUAAGUGCGUCUGCUGCAUUAAACUGAAACUUCGUCUCAGCGACAAUCUUUACAUAUGAAAGAAAGGGAAUGUGUCUCUGUCGCACGUAAGAUUUGAGCCUGAGACAGGUUAAACCGCUGCCGUUUAAGGCAGCAGACGCCUAAAAUCUUAUGCACACAUUCCUUCCACGGUGCUCAAAUAGUAACAUUAGGGUGGCGAGGUUUGUGUGGACACGCGGGCAGUUGCUGCCUCCUGAUUGGCUGCUCGUGGCAAAGAUUAUUGAAGUGAGAUAUCCGUAGUCAAAAAUACCAUAUUAAAAUAGACGUGAAAGCCAUACUUACUAUUUAAUAUUCACACGAUUUUAAACGAUACAUCACAUUAAAUGAUAAGACAUUUAGUUCAUUAUGUGAAAAUUCCUAGUAAACCUACAUAUUUAUUUGAACUAUAAAGUAAAUAAACUCGUUUUCAGGCAGCUUUAAAACAAAGCGCGUUGUGCACGCCUAUAUCACGUCAUCCUAACUACAGCCAAUCAGGUCGCAGUUACGACUUAUUGCGUCUGCUUGCGUACUCGGUACUAAGCGAUGGAUUGCGACUGCAACCAGUGAUACUAAGCGAAUUGACCGAAAAUAUAUAAACCAAAAUUAUACUGCGUAUGUUUCAUUCUUCGAUAUAAUGUAUCUUUAAAAUUAUAUCUCCGAAGGAAACGUAUAUAUUGCAAUAGAACUUCACUGCGGGUAAGUUCGUUUAAUCAUCAAUUUUAUUAUCGCGACAGAUCUCAGAUAAUGAAGUGUGGGACCGUCCUAUUGUAUAUUGAACUAUAUUGUAUCGAUCGAUAACUUUAAUCAUAUGUAGCGUAGGCGGAAUUAGUACCCGUCUAGAUGAAAGACUAGUGAAUUAACCAGUUUAGUCAAAUUUUAGUGGUCCCCACCACGUAAGGUUAGGAUGCUGCGUAGUGACCUGCGCAUUGGCAACUUGUAAAUAUACUUUUUUGUAUUCUAUUGUCAAAAUAUAAUUUCUGGUGCGUGAUAUUUUCGAUAUUAAUGAGGACAGACGAGUAAAUUGAGAAGUUAUUCGAUUCGUUCGUACGAAAGAACUAUAGCAGUAAGUUAACAGUCUACUGUCAAAGAAAAUGUGAAGAUGAGAUCAAAUUUUUGUUUCUAAAAUAAUAAAAUUAAAUUGUAAAUAAUAUUACCAAUAUUGUCCUAUUAGUGCCAAAAAAAAUCAAUAUUGAAAAUUAUGAAGUCGAUUAUAAAAUACCUGGAAAUAUACUGCCUAGAUAUAUUUUCUACAUUGUUGCAAACGGCGCCUUAAAUCAUGGAACAUGAUUUUAUACAACACCAAUUGAAAUUACAGUAGACAUUAAACUCGUUUGAUUCAAUUAUUAUAAUAAGAUAGAAUCAUUAGCAAUAACUAAAACUAAGAUAACCUAGAAUCCUUCGAAAUUUGGCUAAAAGACAACGUGUCCAUAUGAUAAAACAAAACGUACAUAUAUAGACAUCAAUAAUAAUAUAUAUGUGAAUAAAAAAUCAACCGACACAUAGAGUUACAAAAGCUUUUCCUUAGUUUAAAACGAGUUAGGAAACUACAUUUUACUUACGUAUAACGAGAUUUGAACAACACUGAAUGAAUGCGAAGCACUGCCACCAUAUAGAGUUUUCAUUGGCAUAGUUGAAAUUGUAUAAGUCAAAUCGAGUUGUCAGUGUGCGUGGGGAGAAUAGUGAGCGUAGAUCUACUUAGCCUUUAGCGUGUACCGAGCUUUAGUACGUUUACACUGACAGAGGGCGCUACUAUCUUUGAAUUAACUGUACAACACUAAAAUAAUAUUAGCAAUAUGUCUAAACCCCCAUCAAAGCUAAGGCGAAAUCCCUGGAUGUGACACUCAGUCCCUUUUGGGAAAUCAGUUUCUUUUAUGUCAGUUAUUGAUAAAACGAAAUAGACGUUCUUUUUUCGCCUAUUUAUAUCUUAAGAGGUUACUGGCUAGAAUAGAAAAUACAAGAUAGAAAAAAUUGAUUCGAACUAAUUACGAUAGACCGUAGCGCCCUCUGUGACGUCGCGUAGCAAAUAUAAUUCGGUUCCAAACACCAAAUUAGUAAGUAAAUUGUACAGAUUCGUGGAACGCAAUAAUUUCUGUGUACAUUAUUUGUUGAAUUUCCUAGUAUAUUUUAUUUGGGCCGGAGUCGCGAUCGAAGCGAGUUUAUAACCUCAAAAGACAUAACUAAUGAAACAAUUUUAGAUUGUUAGAAAAUGUUACGAAUUUUCAUUGCUCUUUUUGCUGUCAUUUUAGAAACCGCUACCUUCGGGAUCCGGCCUUAGGGAAUGGAGUGGCUAAAUAAUUCACCCGUUGAGUGAGGCACGACGCGCGCCGCGCGUAUUGUAACAUAAUAUGAAAGAUACGAGAUUACGUGGAGCAUUUAUAUAGUGGAAAUUAUAUUGAAUAUAUUAUUUGCAUUUUUAUCGAAGAACUGAUGUCGCUGGGGAUAUAACUACGUGUUUUUAGGCAUACCUAAGACGUGAAAUAAAUUUUAUUGAGUUAUUUUUAUAUGUAUAUCGCGAAUUAAAAUUAAUUACGAAUAAAUUCUUAAAAUAUUUAAAAAUCAAUUCUAUAUUAUAUCUAAUUUGAGUAAAUUACGUUAAUAUUAUUUUUAAAAUGAAUAUUAAUUCUUAAUAUUUAUUAUUGUCAUUUAUUAUAUGAAUAGUGAUGUCUAAAAAUAUGUAUUGAUAUGAAAGCGCUACAAUUGAUCGAAUUGUGUAAAUAGUAAUUGUAAUUUAGUUGUUACAGUAUAUUAGUCGAGUCCAGCAGUUGCCAUUUGCCGUUUGUCUGUCUCCGGCUAGACGGAGCUAUGAGAUUUAUUUUGUAUGUUUAGUUAUAUUAAGUCGUAUUAACUACAUUAUUUCACGUAUCACGAAAUCGUUCUGCUGAUUGUAAUGAUUUUUUAAUUAUUUUCUAAUGUAUAAACAAUGUGCUUUUACUCGUUCAAAAAAAUGUAAAUACGAUAUUUGAACUGAUAAUAAUAAAAGUUUUUAUUUCAUAAUGAA
Messenger RNA from Plodia interpunctella (Indianmeal moth), 5662 nucleotides. RefSeq names its product Ecdysone-induced protein 63E (gene Eip63E). The record is from RefSeq and is a predicted model, not a curated record. Gene Ontology annotation, biological process: protein phosphorylation. Gene Ontology annotation, molecular function: cyclin binding; ATP binding; cyclin-dependent protein serine/threonine kinase activity. NCBI's taxonomy places the organism in Eukaryota, Metazoa, Arthropoda, Insecta, Lepidoptera, Pyralidae. Gene Ontology annotation, cellular component: nucleus; cytoplasm; cytosol. The coding region runs from base 353 to 1864 and encodes 503 amino acids. The transcript has 11 exons.